UCUCCUCUCCCUCCAGUGACCACAGACCCUCCAUCGGGUGUGACAGUCAGCCGUGUCGGGCUGCUGGAGGACCAGCUGAGUGUUCGCUGGGAGGCCCCGCCUGCUCUCAAAGAUUUCCUGUUUCAGGCCAAAUACCAGAUCCGCUACAGACUGGAGGACAGCCAAGAUUGGAAGGUGAUGGAUGACGUGGGGAAUCAAACAUCUUGUAGACUGGCUGGACUGAGACCUGGAACUGUAUAUUUCGUCCAGGUUCGCUGUAACCCUGUGGGAAUCUACGGCUCUCGUAAAGCCGGGAUCUGGAGCCAGUGGAGCCACCCUACUGCUGCUUCCACGCCACACAGCGAGCGGUUGAUGUCGGGCUCGUGUGACUCGAAGUCGAGCGGGGACUCAAACUCCACCCUGCGCAGGGAGCUGAAGCAGUUCUUCGGCUGGGUGCGGAAACACGCCUACGGCUGCAGCAGCAUGUCCAUGAAGUUGUACGACCAGUGGAGAGUGCUGAUGCAGAAGUCGCAUAAAGCUCGCAACCAGGUUCUUCCAGGGGAUAAAUCCUAGCACAGGCUGACUUAACAGAAAAGAAGACAAGAAAAGGAGUGUGUGUGUAUUUUUAUCUGUGUGUGUAUAAGAAGAGAGAUUGUUUUCUUAUCCUGGAAUUAUAAGACAUUUCGCUCUGGACAUUUUGUGCAAAUACCAGCUGUGGAGACGAGAGGACAUCCAAGGAGGAACUGUGGGAUUGUUCUUCUUCUAAUGCGUCUUUUCCUGUCGACAUGAGAACUGUGUUUGGCGUAGAAAGGUGCAGCAGAGAAUGAUGGACUCACCACAGAUAAUCCUGGUAUAAUUUUUUAGAAAAAGAAAAAGAGACAACAAAGACCACUCAGAUUUCUCAAAGGAUGCCAUUGCAUGCUUAAAGACUUUUUUUUCCUUUUUUUACACAUAUUUGCUCUAAACCUGCGCAAAAAAAGAGAUGAGAACACACUUGGACGCAUUGUCCAAGCCUCUGAGAGUAUUCAGGGAUGUUUUAUUUGAUUUCCCCCCCAUGGAUCCAAAGCACCAUCUAGUGGCUGUUUAGCAUCCGAGGACAUUCCAAACCCAAAGCUUUCACUGUUGUUCUAUGUUAAGAGAAAAAAAAGACCAACUAUCGCCCAGUAUUUUUAAUUCAUGCUUUGUAAUAAGAGUGGGAAAUGUGCCAAACUGGUUCAGCCAGUGUUCAUGUGUUUCUGAGUGAAAGUAUGUAUGUGACUGACACGUUGGAGUGUGUGUGUGUGUGUGUGUGUGUGUGUGUGUGUGUGUGUAGACGUUUCACUGUCUUUAUUUUUGUACUGAAUUGUACCAGCAUAUUUAAAACUGUAUAAAGUUAUGUUUUAUUUCCUAAGUUAUGUUUAGUUAGUAAAGACAUAUUAAUGACUGAAGUUGUUAAUGAUCUUUAACGUUGUAAAGAAAAAAAAAAGGCUGACAAACAAACAGAGUUUGGGAAUGAGUUGUGUGAAAGUCCGAUACAUGAUAAACAGACCUCUUUUUCCUCAUAUGUGGACAGUGCGUUUCUUGGCCUGCUACACCUAAAACAUCUUCCUACUUGACCUACACCUGUUGUGUUAUUGGUUACAAAAACACAAUCCAUCAACCAAUGUAAAAAAUGACAUUAAUGACACAGGCUUGGACUGCUAAGGUCAACUAGAGCAAACUUUUAAGUAAGCCAAGGGGAAUCAAAUUGGAUCUUGCACACCCCAUAUUAAUUUAGUUAAAGGGACAAUUGUGUUUAAGAAUAAAGCUACAUGUCUCAAACA
This is a messenger RNA of Labrus bergylta (ballan wrasse), 1781 nucleotides long. The record is from RefSeq and is a predicted model, not a curated record. Lineage: Eukaryota; Metazoa; Chordata; Actinopteri; Labriformes; Labridae.